Talpa occidentalis (Iberian mole) is the source of this 1819-nucleotide messenger RNA. RefSeq names its product docking protein 6 (gene DOK6). Gene Ontology annotation, biological process: positive regulation of MAPK cascade; cell surface receptor protein tyrosine kinase signaling pathway. The record is from RefSeq and is a predicted model, not a curated record. The transcript is spliced from 8 exons. Bases 60 to 1055 code for a protein of 331 amino acids. NCBI's taxonomy places the organism in Eukaryota, Metazoa, Chordata, Mammalia, Eulipotyphla, Talpidae. Gene Ontology annotation, cellular component: cytoplasm.
GACGGCGCCCGUGGACGCGGCCAGGCGGGCGCGGCGCGCGCCGGCCCCACGCGCGGGCCAUGGCCUCCAACUUUAACGACAUCGUCAAGCAGGGCUACGUGAAGAUCCGCAGCAGGAAACUGGGGAUUUUCAGACGAUGCUGGUUGGUUUUCAAGAAGGCUUCUAGUAAAGGACCCAGAAGGCUAGAGAAAUUUCCAGACGAGAAGGCUGCGUAUUUCAGAAACUUCCAUAAGGUGACCGAACUGCACAACAUCAAGAACAUAACCAGGCUGCCUCGGGAGACAAAGAAGCACGCAGUGGCCAUUAUCUUCCAUGACGAGACGUCAAAGACAUUUGCCUGUGAGUCAGAGCUGGAGGCCGAGGAGUGGUGCAAGCACCUGUGCAUGGAGUGCCUGGGGACCCGGCUCAACGACAUCAGCCUGGGGGAGCCCGACCUGCUGGCGGCGGGCGUGCAGCGGGAACAGAACGAACGAUUCAAUGUGUAUCUUAUGCCUACACCAAAUCUGGACAUUUACGGCGAGUGCACCAUGCAGAUCACUCACGAGAACAUCUAUCUCUGGGAUAUCCACAAUGCCAAGGUCAAACUGGUGAUGUGGCCUCUCAGCUCACUGCGGAGGUAUGGACGGGACUCCACGUGGUUCACAUUUGAAUCGGGCAGAAUGUGUGACACAGGAGAAGGACUAUUCACUUUUCAAACAAGGGAAGGAGAAAUGAUCUAUCAGAAGGUCCAUUCUGCGACGCUGGCCAUAGCUGAGCAACAUGAGAGAUUGAUGCUAGAGAUGGAGCAGAAGGCCCGGCUUCAGACAAGCUUGACCGAACCGAUGACGUUGUCCAAGUCCAUAUCGCUGCCCCGUAGCGCCUACUGGCAUCACAUCACCCGUCAGAGCAGCGUUGGGGAAAUCUACAAUUUGCAAGGUCAUGGGUUUGGCUCCUCCAAGAUGUCUCGUGCGCAGACAUUCCCCAGCUACACCUCGGAGCAGAGUGAAGAGCCCCAGCAGACCUUGUCCCGGUCAAGCAGCUAUGGGUUCAGCUACAGCUCCAGCCUCAUUCAAUGACACACAGAGAGCCACUGUGACCGGAAAGACAGUCUGUGCCAGACCUGCUUGCAGGGUCAUUGUGCCCUCUGGCUCCUGGAAGACCAAUUGCAGUAAAAAUUGAAAUGGGGCAGGUCUAGCCCCAAUCCCAGUGGAAGGUUAAAAACUGGAGUUCUGCUUCCAUGAUUCCGUGGCUAAGUUCUUUAUUUAUUGAAUUUCUUUGGGGGAAUCUAUGUUUUACAAAAAUAGAAUCCAAAUCGUUUGAACAGUUAUUCAAACAAAAUCCUUUGGGUCUGACAGUAGCAGAAGCCUGGGCACUGUGAGAAGCUGUUCACACUGGGUUGUACCUGGGUGGUGGCCUCUACCCCUGUCCUCACAGACCAGUCCUCCUGUCUGAUGACAAAAUCUGACCUGAGAUAUAACGGUGACCCACCAUAGCCUUGUGGCUUGGAAGAUUUUGACAGGGACAAAUCCAGUACGCUGUAUAAACGGUAUCAUAACUCUCCAUGUAACUAAUCCCCAUGUCAAUUAAGGGGACACAAAAUUUACUACACACCAUUAAGCAGAGUCUUACAGCUCUGCUGUGAGUGUGUGGGGUGUGUGUGCGCGCGCGCGUGUGUUGACAAAUAUAGAUAUGGAUAUUGCUAUAUCCAUCUAUAUCUAACGAGUAUAUAUCAAAUGUGUGCUGAGGGUGACAGGAUAUGCUCACUUAAAUUGUUGAAAACUGUAAUUUGGUGCAUUACAAUUAAGAUUGUUAUGUUGAAUAGCUAUUUUAAAAAUAGUGC